AUGUUCUGCGAAAAAAUUUUCAUUUUAUUAUUAUUCUUAUUCCUAACACCUACGCAUUCUCACCAGGGCCAUGAUGAUACUCCCAAAGACUCCUUGUUACAAAAUAUUUCCAGAAGCGCUCAUUUCUUCAAUAAGAUCUUUUCGGUUCUUGGUGUGAUACUUAUUUCUUUUCAUUUACUAAUUCUCACUAAAAAAUCAAUGAGAAUAUCCUCGGUGAACUCGAUAAUGAUUGGAAUUGCGAUCUGUGAUCUUUUGAGUAUGGGGAACAUGGUUAGAAGUGAAUUUUUCGAGAUCAACCUCCAAGGGACUCAUUGCAAACCUCCAGCUUCCCUGCGUCUCACCCAAUUCAACUGGUUCCUCACUUCCUUUCACACUGGGCUCCGCCGAUGCUCUUUUUGGCUCGGAGUUAUCAUUGUCCUUGUGAGAUAUCUCAUUAUCACUAAUGUGCUGAAAAAUUCAUUCCGAUUUUCUUGUCCUAAAUUUGGAUAUCGAAUUUCUAUCAUUUCAUUUCUCCUGAGCACAAUCUUAUCGGUGCUCUUCUUCUUUCAAUACCAGUUUGUGGAGAUUUCAAAAUGGGCGCCAGGGCUUGAUUGUGGCCUAGAAUCUAUCUAUCUAGAAUCUAGAAACUAUCCAGAAUUCUCAGUCUAUGGCCGUUUGUGCAAUGAAUUCUCAGCUAUCCAUGAUGGCCUUUUCCAUAGAAUCCAAGCAGUCAUAGAGGGAAUCUUCGGGAAGUUCAUACCAUGUGUGCUUCUCCCCGUGCUCACAAUGAUGCUCAUUAUGAAGCUACGGAGCUCGGAUCAAAAUGCGGCAAGAAACCAAAAGAAGGACCGGGCAACAGUGAUUGUGAUCUUCAUAGCUAUCACCUAUCUGUUAACGGAGCUCCCACUGGCAUUUGUGUAUUUGGCUGACGCAAUUUGGCAUUACGAUAAGAAUGCUCAAACAAUCAUCAAGCAUCUGGAACUCCUCUGCAAUGCCAUCUACACCGCCACCGCCUCAAUCGACUGUGUCAUUUGCUUUGUAAUGUCUACUGCUUACCGCAAAACUGUCCGGGAACUUCUCCCUAGAAGGCUCUAUUUUUUCGACAAAACGACUAACUUACCCGCUUCGAAACAGUCGAGGCUGUCGAGAAUUACCCCUUAAUUUGAAAUAUAUUGAAAUGUUUAUUUUUUCCACCAAAAAAUAAUACAAAAUAAUAA
Caenorhabditis elegans is the source of this 1196-nucleotide messenger RNA. It is a transcript of the gene srw-88, whose product is annotated as G-protein coupled receptors family 1 profile domain-containing protein. The transcript has 5 exons. Bases 1 to 1140 code for a protein of 379 amino acids. Gene Ontology annotation, molecular function: G protein-coupled peptide receptor activity; G protein-coupled receptor activity. Gene Ontology annotation, biological process: G protein-coupled receptor signaling pathway; signal transduction. Lineage: Eukaryota; Metazoa; Nematoda; Chromadorea; Rhabditida; Rhabditidae. Gene Ontology annotation, cellular component: membrane. The record is from RefSeq and is marked reviewed.